Capra hircus (goat) is the source of this 5772-nucleotide messenger RNA. RefSeq names its product dual serine/threonine and tyrosine protein kinase (gene DSTYK). Gene Ontology annotation, molecular function: protein kinase activity; ATP binding. Bases 804 to 3272 code for a protein of 822 amino acids. Lineage: Eukaryota; Metazoa; Chordata; Mammalia; Artiodactyla; Bovidae. Gene Ontology annotation, biological process: protein phosphorylation. The record is from RefSeq and is a predicted model, not a curated record. The transcript has 14 exons.
GCUCGCAGCCCCGAGGCUGUCCCUCCUCCCCUGCGGAGGGCGGCGAGGCCGGGCGCGGCCCUGCCGGCGACGUCGCCGCGACCGGGCUGCCGGCGGGAGAAUAGAUUUCCGUGUUUCACUGUCUGGUAUUGCUGGUGUGCUUCUGCUGACCAGUCCUUGCAGGCUUCCGAGAUAGCGCGGUGGUGAAGAAUCACCCUCUCAAUGCAAGAGACACAGGAGAUGAGGGUUCUAUCCCUGGGUUGGAAAGAUCUCCUGGAGUAGGAAAUGGCGACCCACUCUGGUAUUCUUGCCUGGAAAAUUCCAUGGAUGAGGAGCCUGACAAGCUGCAGUCCAUGAUGUCACAAAGAGUCGUACGCGUCAGAGCAUUAAUGCACGUAUUCAGUCCUUGGACUCAUGUCCCAGCAGCAUAGUCUUCUCUGGUUUUGUCAAGCUAAUGUCUUUUGAUUGAGUCUUUGUAAACUCCUUAGGCUGUCCCUCCACUGAUUGAAACUGGGUCAGGAAGGGGAGAUUAGGCCACUGCCACCUUUCUAGAAAGAAAGAACUGCUCUGGGGGCGAGCUAGAGAGGGGACUCCUGUGUGAUAUUUGAGAAACUUUUCCUGACUGGGAUGUUUUUCUGGUGUCUCCUUCCACCAAGAGCUCCCUAGAAGUUUCUUUUCUAGGAGGCUGACAUCUAAUGGGAUCUCUGUGUUAGUCUCUGUCUGCCCCUCCUCACUCUUCUCUCUACUCCUUCUACCCCCAUCCCCGCCCAGGCCCGCUGAGCUGCAUUUCCUUCCCACCCAAGGAAGAGAAGCGCCUCCAGCAGAUGGUGGACUGCCUGCCCUGCGUCUUGAUCCUCGGCCAGGACUGUAAUGUCAAGUGCCAGCUGUUGAACCUGCUCUUGGGGGUGCAGGUGCUUCCCACCAACAAGCUGGGCGGUGAGAACUGUAAGCUUCGGCGCCUCCGCUUCACCUAUGGGACUCAGACUCGGGUCAGCCUGGCGCUCCCUGACCAGUAUGAACUAGUGCACACGCUGGCUGCUCACCAGGGCGACUGGGAGACCGUCCCUGAGGAGGACCUGGAGGCCCGGGAGGACAGUGAGGACGCUGCCCGCGUUCUAGCCGAACUGGAGGUGACGAUGCGCCAUGCUCUCUUACAGGAAGUGGACAUUGUGGUAGCACCGUGCCAAGGCCUCCGGCCCACAGUGGAUGUUCUGGGUGACUUGGUGAAUGAUUUCUUGCCUGUGAUAACCUAUGCACUCCACAAAGAUGAACUCUCUGAGAGGGAUGAGCAAGAGCUUCAGGAAAUCCGAAAGUAUUUCUCCUUUCCCAUAUUCUUUUUCAAAGUGCCGAAGCUGGGCUCAGAGAUAAUCGACUCCUCCACUGAAAAAAUGGAGAGUGAAAGGUCGCCACUUCAUCGCCAGCUGACUGACCUGGGCUAUCUGAGCAGCGGCCACUGUAACUGUGGGGCCCCCGGCCAGGACGCCAGAGCUCAGAGCAUGUUGGUGGAGCACAGCGAGAAGCUGAGACUCUUGAACGCGUUUUCUCACCAGGUGCUGCAGACUCGCCUGGUGGACGCAGCCAAGGCCCUGAACCUGGUGCACUGCCGCUGCCUCGACAUCUUCAUUAACCAGGCUUUUGACAUGCAGCGGGACCUGCAGAUCACGCCCAAACGUCUGGAGUACACUCGGAGAAAGGAGAAUGAGCUGUACGAAUCACUGAUGAAUAUUGCCAACCGGAAGCAAGAGGAGAUGAAGGACAUGAUCGUUGAGACUCUUAACACCAUGAAGGAGGAACUUCUGGAUGAUGCCGCCAACAUGGAGUUCAAAGAUGUCAUUGUCCCUGAGAAUGGAGAACCAGUGGGCACCAGAGAGAUCAAAUGCUGCAUCCGACAGAUCCAGGAGCUCAUCAUUUCCCGGCUUAAUCAAGCAGUGGCUAACAAGCUGAUCAGCUCCGUGGAUUACCUACGUGAGAGCUUCGUUGGAACCCUGGAACGGUGUCUGCAGAGCCUGGAGAAGUCUCAGGAUGUCUCAGUUCACAUCACCAGUAAUUAUCUCAAACAGGUCUUAAAUGCUGCCUAUCAUGUUGAAGUCACAUUUCACUCAGGGUCCUCAGUUACAAGGAUGCUAUGGGAGCAAAUCAAACAGAUCAUCCAGCGCAUCACUUGGGUGAGCCCGCCUGCCAUCACACUGGAGUGGAAGAGGAAGGUGGCCCAGGAAGCCAUCGAGAGCCUCAGUGCCUCCAAGCUGGCCAAAAGCAUUUGCAGCCAGUUCAGGACUCGGCUCAACAGUUCUCACGAGGCCUUUGCAGCUUCCUUGCGGCAGCUGGAAGCUGGCCACUCAGGCCGGUUGGAGAAAACUGAAGAUCUAUGGCUGAAGGUUCGGAAAGAUCAUGCUCCCCGCCUGGCACGCCUUUCGCUGGAAAGCCGUUCUUUACAGGAUGUCUUACUGCAUCGUAAACCUAAACUGGGGCAGGAGCUGGGCCGGGGCCAGUAUGGCGUGGUGUACCUGUGUGACAACUGGGGGGGGCACUUCCCUUGUGCCCUCAAGUCGGUUGUCCCUCCAGAUGAGAAGCACUGGAAUGACCUAGCUUUGGAGUUCCACUACAUGAGGUCUCUGCCAAAGCACGAGCGCUUGGUGGAUCUGCAUGGCUCCGUCAUUGACUACAGCUACGGCGGUGGCUCCAGCAUCGCCGUGCUGCUCAUCAUGGAGCGGCUGCACCGGGACCUCUACACGGGACUGAAGGCUGGGCUGGCCCUGGAGACCCGUUUGCAGAUAGCCCUAGAUGUUGUGGAGGGAAUCCGCUUCCUGCACAGCCAGGGGCUUGUCCACCGUGAUGUCAAACUGAAAAAUGUGCUGUUGGACAAGCAGAACCGUGCCAAGAUCACGGACUUAGGAUUCUGCAAGCCAGAGGCCAUGAUGUCGGGCAGCAUUGUGGGGACGCCAAUCCAUAUGGCCCCUGAGCUUUUCACAGGGAAGUAUGAUAAUUCCGUGGAUGUCUACGCUUUUGGCAUUCUCUUCUGGUAUAUCUGCUCAGGCUCUGUCAAGCUCCCUGAGGCAUUUGAGAGGUGUGCCAGCAAAGACCAUCUCUGGAACAAUGUGCGGAGAGGGGCCCGUCCAGAACGCCUUCCUGUGUUUGAUGAGGAGUGCUGGCAGCUGAUGGAAGCCUGUUGGGAUGGUGACCCUUCUCAGAGACCUCUCUUGGGCAUUGUCCAGCCUAUGCUCCAGGGCAUCAUGGACCGGCUAUGCAAGUCACAUUCUGAGAGGCCAAACAGAGGACUCGAUGAUUCUACUUGACAGCAGAGACCUUUCUCUUUCACUCUUUUUUUUCCUUCCCCUCACCUUUUGGCUAUGGGAAGAAUUUGACAUUUAUUCAUUACAGAGAGCUCCCAAGGGGACUGAUGCUUACUGGGAAACUUGAGACACUCCCAGGCAGAGAUGACUCCCAGAUAGUGAAGAGUUGGCAUAUCCAGCAGUCCCCUGUACCCAAGCUAUUUCUUUAGCCAAAAAAAAAAUCAGCAUAAGUCUCUUCUGAAUGAAAUUUCAAGAAAAGUCAUCCACAGUUCCCUUUUCCAGACUGUCUUUUAGCUCCAGCUGUAAUCAGGACUCUGUGCUUCCAUUGUGGAGCCCACAUUCCCAACAUUCUUUGAAGCCUUAGUAGUUCAUACUCCUAUUUACACAUGGGAGGUUAGGUUUUUCUCUACCCAGAGCCACUUUUCAGUUUAUCCCCUGUGGCCUAGUUUGCUCUCAGACAUUAGUUUGCUAGCAGAUGCCCCAUAUCUUUUGCCUGAGUAGGGAGAAGCAAGGGAGGGGCUAAUGCUUAGUAAGGAGAUGGGUGGUUACAGUUCAUUUUUUAAAAAGUAUUCCAAGAAAAGGUGCAAAAUAUUCCUGAAAGUCUCCAUGCUAGCCAUAGUCCAGGUGUAGAUAUUUGGAAGUGUUAUUUAAACACUCAGCAGGCUGAGUACAGGAAUACAUAUGUAUAACGUGUUUAUACUUUGCUUUUGUUUAAUAACAAUGUCCACUAAUUUUGGGUUCUUUAUUCCUUGGCACCAUUAUUUAAGUGAUGGAAUGCCAUGAAAUGUACUGUAUUGUAUAUUACUUGGGAAGACACUAGAUAUUCAAAGAAGUCUGGCAGUACUUGGGCUGUAGAGGGCUCCACAAGACCAAAGUCUUAAAGAUUUUACCUCCUAGCUUUGGUUGUCUGUGUUCCCACGUGAUGAGGUGAGAUUGUGGCUGGGGUAGGAGGAAGGGUGGAGAGAAGAAUUAUCCUUACUAUGUUCCCUCCUUCUUGGCACCUGAAUUAGGGAAAUUCACCUCAGCCUGAAACUGACCACCUGGCCACUUUUAAUGCGCUUGAAGUCUGGUCCCUUCUUUUGCUUCAGAACUGGCUGAGGAACCUUCCUGCCGAGCAGUCAGGAGACACAGCGGGGCCUGGGGCUCCAGAGUAGCUGCUGUGGCCGAGGGAGCUGGCAGCCAGGUUGGUCUGGGCAGACUGAGGGAUGCACGUUGGGGUGGAUUUCCCUAGACAUGCCCUAGUUCCCUGGAUCCUCUGCAGAGCAGGGCUCAUUGAGCAAAAGCCUUUCCCUUCUCUGGAAAGGAGGGCUAUGCUGGUUCUUCCCAGACCAAAGAAGUCAUUUGUGACUCCCAUCAGUUUUAAAGGGACAGAACCUAGGCAGCAGCUUCUCCCAAUUUUUAACACUAAAAAGAGUGAAAGGGAAGGCUAUAUUACUGCCACAGAUAGAAACGUGGACUGUACAACUCUCAGCUCCUACCUGUCAGCUCUCCAUUGCAUUUUUUUUUUGCAUUUUUGCUUGAGCUGCCAAAGAGGCAUCGAGAAAGUUUUUCCCUGAUUGGAGAAGUGGUUUGGGGUAGCAGGGCUGCAAAGUGAUAACUGCACUGAACGACACUUUAUUUUUUGGCUUAUUAUUUAGCACUGAGAAGCCAAGGGGGUUGGUGAUUGUAAUAGCACUUUGGGGAAUAGACUCCCCCUGGCCUUGCUUUGGAGAGAAGGCAUGCGUGGUAUUCCAUCUGACUAGUCAGGAAGUUCAUACUGCAUCAGAGUGGGAUAAAUGGCCCUCCAAGAGUCCAUUGCCAAGAGAGUAGUUGCUUUCUUUGAGUUUUCAAAGCUUGAUUUUUGGAUUUGCUGGAUCAAAUAACCCACUUUUUCUUUAAAAGAAAAAAAGAGGGUUUAUCCUUCUAAAUAUGAGGGUGGGGUGGGUUAGGGCUAGUGGGUGCUUAAGUGGGUUAGGUGGGAGUAACCUUGAGAAACUUGUAUGGCAAACUCCCUUGGGGAUUUUAAAUAGCACUACUGUUCUUAAAACGGUUUUAUUUUUAACUUUAUCUGCUUUGUUAACAUCCAGUCCAACUGAGCUGAUGGAAAACAGACUAUGUGUGAACCCCUGACAUUGGAAACCGGUCUGGAUAGCUUGUUGUCUUUUGUCUUUAUGUAAUGUUUUUGUGUGUUUGUUUUAAAGGACUAAUGUUUAUUAUUACAGUGUUAAAUAAAAGUGUAAUAUACUAAAUAUGUAGAAUAAAAGUGCAAUAACAAGAGAAAAUUAGUCAGGCACAAACUCCAGUUCUUACACUCUCUCCCCUCUUGUGCUCCCAGUCUCUAUCCAUGAUAUUGUUACAGCAGGACAGUGUUAAUUGUGUAUAUUUUCAAGCCAUGCAACUAUGGGUUACGUCUUCACUUAGUGUAAUUCUGAAUGGCUGGACUUGGUUUUAUAGAGUGUGCUUCUGGGAUGCACACACACCAGAUGUGCUGUAUAAUAAAGAUCACAUUAACAUUUUAGGUUUA